This is a messenger RNA of Papilio machaon (common yellow swallowtail), 419 nucleotides long. RefSeq lists its product as uncharacterized. The transcript is spliced from 3 exons. NCBI's taxonomy places the organism in Eukaryota, Metazoa, Arthropoda, Insecta, Lepidoptera, Papilionidae. The record is from RefSeq and is a predicted model, not a curated record. Bases 52 to 405 code for a protein of 117 amino acids.
CAGUUUUAUUUCCUACUCCAACCGUUACUUCCGCAUGUUGCGAAUACGGUGAUGGGCAAAAUCUUAUGGUGUGCUGUUGCCUUAAUACUUAUCCAUGGAAGUUACUCGUAUAUCCUGUUAACUGCGAACAUGGAAGACGUCCAAAGUGUUCUCAAGCAGUUGACCAACUCAAAUGUGAUCAAACACUUCCAACAGAUCUGGAACCGAGCGGCCAAUAAAUUCAAACAGGAACUUAACAAGCCCAUUCGACGUCAGACUUUUAAUGAAACCAAGGCAUUGGAAAACCCUUUGAAAGAUGAAAUCGACGUGUCAGUUCUACGCAGACACCGCAGUGGCCAGGUGACGGGCGGUAGGAAGGCCUUGCAUGGUUCUUCUACCCGGAUUAUGCACAGAAUGAUACAUUAAUAAAAUAUUAGUUA